GGUGACAGACGUAGUUACGUGCAGAAUCUCGGGCCCGGUGCUCUGAUCGGAGCAGCGAUGGAUGUGAAGGAGCGCCGCCACCGCUCCCUGACCCGCAGCCGCUGCGGGAAGGAGCUGCACUAUGCCUCAUCACUGGACAGCGAGGACUGCCGGGUGCCUACCCAGAAGUCAUACAGCUCCAGCGAGACGCUCAAGGCCUACGACCAUGACUCCCGCCUGCACUACACAGGCUGUGUGACCGAGCUGGUCCACCGCGAGGUCAGCGAGUACUCCAGGCAAGGGAACUUCACGCUGGCGGAGCUGGGCGUGUGCGAGCCAUCGCCACGCCAGAGCGCGUACUGCCCGGACCUGGACCUGCUGCACCGCAGCUGCUCCCUCAGCGCCGGCUCCGACGCCGACUCCGACCCCGAGGGGGCCAUGACCCCGCAGCGCGCCAUCCAGCUGUGGAGCGGCCGCAGGAUCAAGUCCCGCCGCAGCUCCGGCCUCUCCAGCCACGAGAACUCCGCCCUCACGCUUACCGACUCUGACAACGACAAGUCGGACGAAGAGUCAGUGUAUCCUGAUGAUGAUGACGACGACGAUGAUCCGUACAGCAAACCUCCCCUCAGUCCUCCCAACCACCACAGCCAGUCGACCCUGCGGCCACCGUUGCCCCCGCCCCACAACCACCAGGUGGCGCUGUCCCACCACCAGUCCUCUGCCAACUCUCUGAACCGCAACACGCUGGCCAACCGCCGCAACCCCACCCACGCCCCAGUGGUGGCGCCCGGCGAAGGGCCCACCACGCCCGAGUCCGUGCAGCUCCAGGACAGCUGGGCCCUCAACAGCAGUGUGCCGCUGGAGACCAGGCACUUCCUGUUUAAGACAUCCUCAGGGACCACGCCCCUGUUCAGCAGCUCGUCGCCGGGAUACCCCCUCACGUCCGGGACGGUGUACUCGCCCCCGCCCCGCCUGCUCCCUCGCAGCACCUUCUCCAGGAGCGCCUUCAAGCUGAAGAAGCCCUCCAAGUACUGCACCUGGAAGUGCGCGGCCGUGUGCUCCAUCGCCGCCGCCGCCCUGCUGGCCAUCCUGCUGUCCUACUUCAUAGCCAUGAACCUGCUUGGACUCAACUGGCAGCUGCAGCCUGCAGGUGGUCACGUGAUCAGCAAUGGCCUCAGCACAGGGUUACCGGGCAACAGUGAUGUGGCAACAGUGCCGUCUGGAGGCAGAGGGCCGUGGGCGUUUCGGAACAGUAGCAUUGACACGGGCGAGCUGGAGGUGGGCCGGCGCUUCACCCAGGAGGUACCGCCAGGCGUCUUCUGGAGGACCCUGCUCCACCUGAGCCAGCCCCAGUUUCUCAAGUUCAACAUCUCCCUGGGCAAGGACGCACUCUUCGGGGUCUACAUCCGCAAGGGCCUGCCCCCAUCCCACGCACAGUAUGAUUACAUGGAGCGCCUGGAUGGAAAGGAGAAGUGGAGCGUUGUGGAGUCGCCAAGGGAACGCCGCAGCAUCCAGACAGUGGUCCUGAACGAGGCGGUCUUUGUGCAGUACCUGGACCCGGGCACAUGGCACCUGGCCUUCUACAAUGAUGGGAAGAACAGAGAGCCAGUGUCUUUCAGCACCGUGAUACUGGAUUCCGCGCAAGAAUGCCCCCGUAAUUGCCAUGGCAACGGCGAGUGCACGUCCGGCGCGUGCCACUGUUUCCCAGGGUUCCACGGCGUCGACUGCUCCAGAGCGGCCUGCCCUGUCUUGUGCAGCGGGAACGGUCAGUACGACAAGGGAGCCUGCAUCUGCUACAGCGGGUGGAAGGGCUCGGAGUGCGACGUUCCCGUCAGCCAGUGCAUCGACCCCCAGUGCGGGGGUCACGGGACCUGCUCUGGGGGCACCUGCACCUGCUCCCGGGGCUACAAGGGGGAGGUGUGCACAGAAGUUGACUGCCUGGACCCCAACUGCUCCGGCAACGGCAUCUGCGUGAAAGGGGAGUGUCAUUGUAAGCCGGGGUGGGCGGGGCCUCUUUGCGAUCUCCCGCGGGCCCAGUGCCCCGACCAGUGCCACGGCCACGGCGUCUUCGUCCCCGACACGGGGGCGUGCAGCUGCGACCCUAACUGGAUAGGCCCCGACUGCUCCACGGAGGUGUGCUCGGUGGACUGCGGCACGCACGGCGUGUGCGUGGGCGGGGCCUGCCGCUGCGAGGACAGCUGGACGGGCGCGGCGUGCGACCAGCGCAUCUGCAGCCCGCAGUGCGUCAAGCACGGCACCUGCAGGGACGGCAAGUGCGAGUGCCAGCAGGGCUGGAACGGAGAGCACUGCACCAUCGAUGGAUGCCCAAACCUGUGUAACGGGAAAGGCCAGUGCACCCUGGGUCAGAACAGCUGGCACUGCGAAUGCCAGAUCGGCUGGAGAGGGGCAGGCUGCAACGUCGCUAUGGAGACCUCCUGUGCCGAUAACAAGGACAAUGAAGGAGACGGACUCACGGACUGCAUGGACCCCGACUGCUGCAUCCAGAGCCCCUGUCAGACCAAUCCGCUGUGCAUUGGGUCACGUGACCCCCUGCAAGUCAUCCAGCAGAGCCAAUCACCCGCUCAGAAAGUGAGGUCGUUCUACGAGAGGGUGAAGAUACUGGCGGGCAAGGACAGCACGCACAUCAUCCCGGCAGAUAACCCUUUUAAUGCCAGCCUGGCAUCUCUGAUCCGAGGGCAGGUUCUGACCACCGACGGGACCCCCCUGGUGGGGGUCAACGUGUCCUUCGUCAAGCACCCCCACUACGGCUACACCCUGACACGGCAGGACGGAACGUUUGACCUGAUAGCGAACGGGGGCGCGUCCCUUACCCUGCGGUUUGAGCGGGCCCCCUUCCUGAGCCAGGAGCGCACGGUGUGGCUGCCCUGGAACAGCUUCUACGCCAUGGACACGCUGGUGCUGAAGACGGAGGAGAACACCAUCCCGGGCUGCGACCUCAGCGGCUUCGUGCGCCCUGACCCCGUGGUGGUGGCCUCGCCCCUCUCCUCCUUCUUCAGCUCCCGUCCCGGAGAGAGGCCCAUCAUCCCCGAGACACAGGUCCUCCAUGAGCAGAUUGAUGUCCCAGGCACCAGUCUGAAGCUGUGCUACCUCAGCUCUCGUGCACAGGGCUACCGCUCGCUGCUGAAGGUGACCAUGACCCAGGUCCUCGUGCCCCUCAGCCUGAUCAAGGUGCACCUCAUGGUAGCCGUGGAGGGACACCUGUUCCAGAAGUGGUUCCACUCCUCCCCAAACCUGGCCUACACCUUCAUUUGGGACAAGACCGACGCCUACAACCAGAAAGUCUACGGGCUGUCGGAGGCUGUCGUGUCUGUGGGAUAUGAGUAUGAGACCUGCCCUGGCCUGAUCCUUUGGGAGAAGAGGACCGCCCUGCUGCAGGGGUACGAGCUGGACCCCGCCAACCUGGGAGGGUGGUCUCUGGACAAGCACCACAUCCUCAACGUCCGCAGCGGGAUUCUGCACAAGGGCAGCGGGGAGAACAUCUUCACCUCCGAGCUGCCACCCAUCAUCAGGAGCAUCAUGGGAAACGGGCGUCGCCGCAGCAUCUCCUGCCCGAGCUGCAACGGCCUGGCGGACGGGAACAAGCUGCUGGCCCCCGUGGCGCUGGCGGUGGGCAUCGACGGCAGCCUGUACGUGGGGGACCUCAACUUCGUGCGCAGGGUGUACCCCUCGCUCAACACCACCAGCAUCCUGGAGCUCAGAAACAAAGACUUUAGACACAGCAACAACCCCACCCACAAGUACUACCUGGCGGUGGACCCGGUGUCUGGUGCGCUCUUCCUCUCCGACACCAACUCCCGGCGGAUCUACCGGGUCCGCUCGCUGGCGGGCGCCCGUGUCCUGGCCGACAACGCCGAGGUGGUGGCCGGCACGGGCGAGCAGUGCGUGCCCUUCGACGAGGCACGCUGCGGGGACGGCGGCAAAGCCGUGGAGGCCAUGCUGAUGAGUCCCAGGGGGAUUGCCGUAGAUAAAAACGGUCUCAUGUACUUUGUGGACGCCACCAUGAUCCGCAAGGUGGACCAGAACGGCAUCAUCUCUACCUUGCUGAGGACCAACGACCUGACGGCCGUGCGACCGCUCAGCUGCGACGCCAGCAUGGAUGUCAGCCAGGUUCGUCUGGAGUGGCCCACCGACCUGGCAGUGAACCCCAUGGACAAUUCGCUCUAUGUCCUAGAGAACAACGUCAUCCUUCGGAUCACCGAGAACCACCAGGUGAGCAUCAUCGCUGGGCGGCCCAUGCACUGCCAGGUGCCCGGCAUCGACUACUCCCUGAGCAAGCUGGCCAUCCACUCGGCCCUGGAGAGCGCCACGGCCAUCGCCAUCUCCCACGCGGGCGUGCUCUACAUCGCCGAGACGGAUGAGAAGAAGAUCAACCGCGUGCGGCAGGUGAGCACGGCAGGCGAGAUCUCACUGCUGGCGGGCGCCGCCUCCGACUGCGACUGCAAGAACGAUGUCAACUGCAACUGCUUCGCCGGCGAUGAGGGCUACGCCGCUGACGCCAGCCUCAACUCGCCCGCCUCGCUGGCCGUCUCGCCCGACGGCACGCUCUUCAUCGCCGACCUCAACAACAUCCGCGUGCGGGCAGUGAGCGCCAACCGGCCGGCCCGGACAGCAGCAGGGCGGUACGAGGUGGCGUCGCCUCGAGACCAGGAGCUGUACGUGUUCGGCGCCGAUGGACUGCAUGCGCAGACCGUCAGCCUGGUGACGGGCGAGCCUCUCUACAACUUCUCCUACGGCGCUGACGGUGAGCUGGCCGCUGUGACCGACAGCGGGAACAACACGUUGCGCGUGGUGCGGCGGGAGGGGGCGGGGCCCGGCAGCGGGGCGGGGCUGCUGCGCCUCGUCCUGCUGCCCGAGAACCAGGUGGUGACGCUGGGGCUGGACCCCGCCGGCGGCCUGCGUGCCAUCUCCGCGCUCAACCAGGAGGUGGCGCUGCUGAGCUAUGCUGGCAACACCGGCCUGCUGGCCUCCAAGGUGGACGAGACUGGGUGGACCACCUUCUACGAGUAUGACAGCGAGGGCCGCUUGACUAAUGUCAGCUACCCCACGGGCGUGGUCACCAGCCUGCACCGUGAGAUUGACCGAUCCAUCAACAUCGACAUCGAGAGCUCCAACAGGGACGAUGACGUCACCGUCGUCACCAACCUGUCGUCAGUGGAGGCGUCUUACACCGUGGUGCAAGACCAAGUGCGGAACAGCUACCAGCUCUGCAACAACGGCACGAUGAGAGUCAUGUACGCCAACGGGAUGGGCAUCAGCUUCCACACAGAGCCGCACAUCCUGGCUGGCUCUGUCAGCCCCACCAUCGGACGCCGCAACAUCACGCUGCCCUCAGACAACGGCCUCAACUCCAUCGAGUGGAGGCUGCGCAAGGAGCAGACCAAGGGCAAGGUCACGGUGUUCGGCAGGAAGCUGCGGGCCCACGGCAGGAACCUGCUCUCCAUCGACUUCGACCGGAACACGCGCACGGAGAAGAUCUACGACGACCACCGCAAGUUCACGCUGCGCAUCAUGUACGACGCGCAGGGCCGGCCCGCCAUGUGGCUGCCCAGCAGCAGCCUGGCCGUGGUCAACGUGUCGUACUCGCCCUCGGGCCAGCUGCUCGGCCUGCAGAGGGGCAGCAUGAGCGAGCGCACCGAGCUCGACUCCCUCGGCCGCGUCCUCUCUCGCUCCUUCGUGGACGGCAAGGUGUGGAGCUACAGCUACCUGGACAAGUCCAUGGUGUUGCUCCUGCAGACGCAGAGGCAGUACGUAUUUGAGUUCGACACCUCGGGGCGUGUGACGGCCGUCACCAUGCCCAGCGUGGCCCGCCACACCAUGUCCACCCACGUCUCCGUUGGCUACAUCCGCAACACCUAUAACCCGCCCGAGAGCAACGCUUCGGUCAUCCACGACUUCAGCGAGGAUGGCCGGCCGCUGGCCACCUUCCACCUGGGCACGGGCCGCCGUGUCCUAUACAAGUACGGCAAGCUGGCCAAGCUGUCCGAGGUGCUGUACGACAGCACGGCUGUCACCUUUGGCUAUGACGAGACCUCGGGCGUGCUCAAGAUGGUCAACCUGCAGAGCGGCGGCUUCUCCUGCACCAUCCGCUACCGCAAGAUGGGCCCGCUGGUCGACAAGCAGAUGUACCGCUUCUCCGAGGAGGGUAUGGUCAACGCCCGCUUCGACUACACCUACCAUGACAACAGUUUCCGUGUGGCCAGUGUCAAGCCCGUCAUCGGCGAGACGCCGCUGCCCGUCGACCUCUACCGCUACGACGAGAUCUCGGGCAAGGUGGAGCACUUCGGCAAGUUCGGCGUCAUCUACUACGACAUCAACCAGAUCAUCACCACAGCUGUCAUGACGCUCAGCAAGCACUUCGACACGCACGGCCGCGUCAAGGAGGUGCAGUACGAGAUCUUCCGCUCACUCAUGUACUGGAUGACGGUGCAGUACGACGGCAUGGGCCGUGUGGUCCGCCGCGAGCUCAAGAUCGGGCCCUACGCUAACACCACGCAGUACCGCUACGAGUACGACGGCGACGGGCAGCUGAACGCUGUGCGGGUCAACGACUGGUCGGCCUGGCGCUACAGCUACGACCUGAAUGGCAACCUGCACCUGCUGAACCCGGGAAAUGGCGCCCGGCUGCUGCCACUGCGCUACGACCUGCGCGACCGCAUCACCCGGCUGGGGGACGUGCAGUACCGGCUGGAUGAGGACGGCUUCCUGUCCCAGCGCGGCUCCGACGUCUUCCACUACAACUCCAAGGGCCUGCUGGUGCGGGCCUACAGCCUGACGCCGGGCGGGUGGAGCGUGCGGUACCACUACGACGGGCUGGGCCGGCGGGUCUCCCGGAGGACCGGGCUGGGCCAGCACCUGCAGUUCUUCUACGCCGACCUGAACAACCCGGCCCGGGUCACGCACGUCUUCAACCACUCGGGCUCGGCCGUCACCUCGCUCUACUACGACCUGCAGGGCCACCUGUUCGCCAUGGAGGUGAGCAGCGGCGAGGAGUACUACGUGGCCUCCGACAACACGGGCACGCCGCUGGCCGUCUUCAGCAGCAACGGGCAGAUGGUGAAGCAGCUGCAGUACACCGCCUACGGCGAGGUCUACCACGACUCCAACCCAGACUUCCAGCUGGUGGUGGGCUUCCACGGCGGCCUGUACGACCCGCUCACCAAGCUGGUGCACUUCACCCAGCGCGACUACGACGUGCUGGCGGGCCGCUGGACCUCGCCCGACCACGGGUUCUGGAGGAAGGCGGGCAGGGACCCGGCGCCCUUCAACCUCUACGCCUUCAAGAACAACAACCCGCUCAGCGACAUGCUGGACGUCAAGAACUACGUCACGGAUGUGAAGAGCUGGCUGCUGAUGUUCGGCUUUCAGCUCAGCAACAUCAUCCCGGGUUUCCCUAGACACACCCAUUACUUUGUGGAUCCGCCCUAUGAGCUGCUCGCCAGCCAGGAGUGCGAGAAUGCGCAGCUGAUCACAGGGGUGCAGCAGGAGACAGAUCGGCAGAACCGGGCCUUCAUGGCGCUGGAGGGCCGGCUGCUGAACAAGGAGAGGCAGAGCCGGCGGGAAAAGCCGGGCCACUGGUUCGGCAGCAGUGGCCCAUCCAUCGUGGGGCGGGGCAUGAUGCUGGCAGUCAAGGGCGGCCACGUGGUGUCGGGUGUGUCGGCAGCAGCCAGCGAGGACAGCCGCAAGCUGGCGCUGGUGCUCAACAGUGCCAUCUAUCUGCAGGGCACGCACUACACGCUGGACGGCCACGACUGCCAUUUCUUCGUCAAGGUGGGCUCGCCCGACGCCGACCUGCUGGCGCUGGGGCUCAGCAGCGGCCGCAAGACGCUGGAGGGCGGGGUCAACGUGACAGUGAGCGGGCGCACGCGCCGCGGCGCCACCGUGGAGCUCCGCGCCGGCCAGCUGACCCUGAGCGUGCGCUACGGCACCUCCGCCGACUUGCAGGACAAGGAGCGCGCGCGCCUGCUGGAGCUGGCCCACCAGAGAGCGCUGGCGGGCGCCUGGGCCCGGGAGCAGCGGCGAGCGCAAGAGGGCAAGGAGGGGGGCCGGCUGUGGACUGAGGGCGAGCGGCAGCAGCUGGUCUCCACGGGGAGGGUGCAGGGGUACGAGGGCUACUACGUGCUGCCCGUGGAGCAGUACCCCGAACUGGCCGACAGCAGCACCAACAUCCAGUUCCUGAGACAGAACGAGAUGGGCAAGAGGUAACAGAGCACCCCCCCCCCAUGCCUCAGACUCUGUCGCCCCCCGUAUCCCGUCCCUUGUCCCCCGUGCGCCCUUCUCCCCCCUCGUCUCCUACGGAGAAUAAGUGAAGCAACACACUGAACGCUGCAGGGACUUUUGAAAAGAAACAAACAAAAAAACUGUCACAGGCAAAAAAAAUGUGCUUUCUUUAAGAAGACUGACUUGAAACGCACAGGAAAAAAAACGUCCGAAAUGAAAACAAAAAAAGACUUUUUUCAAAAAAAAAAACAUUAAUUGAAAAGAAACUAUUUUUGCACCCAUUUCUUGGGAGCGUUUGUGAGGUUCAGAUGGUGGGAUGAUCUUGAGGACAAGAAAAAACUGCCUGAGGGAGCAGGAACAGUAGCCUGGGUCCCGAAAGGAGCAGCAAACUCAAUAACAAGCAAAUAAGGGAAAAUCUCACUGUCUCAGGCCACACGUCCAAUGUCACAGAACCAUCCAGCGCUGAUGCGGUCACCUCCAAGAACAGAGAACCUUUUUUUCCUUUAAAAAUAGAUCAAGUGCAGUACCCUGUUUUGAGAAUGAAAGAAAGAAAAACGACGGCUGUGUUAAUUAGGAAUGUCAGACUUGGUUACAUUUAGAUGGCACAGAAGUUCAGGAUGUGCUUAAGUUUCAUACGGUUCAACCGCAGUUUGGGAUGUACUUUAGUUUUACGUGGUGCAUCCGGAGUUGGGGAUGCGCUGUAGUUUCAUACAGUUCGACCACAGUUUGGGAUGUACAUUAGUUUCAUACGGUUUAACCACAGUUCGGGAUAUACUUCAGUUUUGCACGGUUCAACCGUGAUUGGGGAUGCACUGUAGUUUCGUACGGUUUGACUGCAAUUUAGGAUGUACAUUGCUUUCAUACGGUUUGACCGCUUUAGAAUCGUGAGACAUUUUUCACUCUAACAUUUCUGUACAGGAUAAUCAUGACAGUCAUUCCCAUAUCGAUCAAGAGUCAAGAGGAAUAAGGACCGCUGUUGAACGCUAUUUAUUUGAUGUUUUCUUUCAUCUAUUUAUUUUUUUUCUUAGUACACUAUGACAAUCAUGGAGGAGUCGCCAGUUUUACCGAAGAGGAGCUACAUCGGUGUAUGUUUGUUUUCCUUUUGUAAGAUAUGUAAGAAUAAGAAUUGUUCAUUGAAAUUUUUAUAUUAAUUUUAAUUUGCUCUUAAGCAAAUUAUAG
Megalops cyprinoides (Indo-Pacific tarpon) is the source of this 9396-nucleotide messenger RNA. Its product is annotated as teneurin-2-like. The record is from RefSeq and is a predicted model, not a curated record. Gene Ontology annotation, molecular function: protein homodimerization activity; protein heterodimerization activity; cell adhesion molecule binding. Gene Ontology annotation, biological process: heterophilic cell-cell adhesion; neuron development; signal transduction. Gene Ontology annotation, cellular component: membrane; neuron projection. The transcript is spliced from 29 exons. Lineage: Eukaryota; Metazoa; Chordata; Actinopteri; Elopiformes; Megalopidae. The coding region runs from base 58 to 8202 and encodes 2714 amino acids.